This is a messenger RNA of Ailuropoda melanoleuca (giant panda), 3429 nucleotides long. RefSeq names its product one cut homeobox 2 (gene ONECUT2). Gene Ontology annotation, molecular function: DNA-binding transcription factor activity, RNA polymerase II-specific; RNA polymerase II cis-regulatory region sequence-specific DNA binding. Gene Ontology annotation, biological process: regulation of transcription by RNA polymerase II. Gene Ontology annotation, cellular component: nucleus. The transcript has 4 exons. NCBI's taxonomy places the organism in Eukaryota, Metazoa, Chordata, Mammalia, Carnivora, Ursidae. Bases 1 to 1515 code for a protein of 504 amino acids. The record is from RefSeq and is a predicted model, not a curated record.
AUGGCCCGCGCCGCCUGUGGGCUUGCGUCGCCGGCCGUAGCUCCAAGGCAGCGAGGCUGCACUCAGGAGGCCCGCCCCCCAGGGCAGCAGCGCACUCAGAGUGGCUGUUUGCGACGCCCAUCGGGCGCUGCCCCGCCCCGGGUCCGGGAGGCUAGGUUGCCUGCCCCGGCGAGCGGCAGAGCCCUUCUGGACAGCUCCCGCUCACCCAAACAGAAGACGUCGGCGCCGGAGCGGGCUCGGACAUGGCGAGGCAGCGCGCCGGCCCGAGCGCUGGGCACGGCGGCAGCGGCAGCGGCGGCGGCGUCGCGCUCGGCCAUGGUCACUAGCAUGGCCUCGAUCCUGGACGGCGGCGACUACCGGCCCGAGCUCUCCAUCCCGCUCCAUCACGCCAUGAGCAUGUCCUGCGACUCGUCCCCGCCCGGCAUGGGCAUGAGCAACACCUACACCACACUGACGCCGCUCCAGCCGCUGCCGCCCAUCUCCACCGUGUCGGACAAGUUCCACCACCCGCACCCGCACCACCACCCGCACCACCACCACCACCACCACCACCAGCGCCUGUCGGGCAACGUCAGCGGCAGCUUCACCCUCAUGCGCGACGAGCGCGGGCUCCCGGCCAUGAACAACCUCUACAGCCCCUACAAGGAGAUGCCCGGCAUGAGCCAGAGCCUGUCCCCGCUGGCCGCCACGCCGCUGGGCAACGGGCUGGGCGGCCUCCACAACGCGCAGCAGAGCCUGCCCAACUAUGGGCCGCCGGGCCACGACAAAAUGCUCAGCCCUAACUUCGACGCGCACCACACUGCCAUGCUGACCCGCGGUGAGCAGCACCUGUCCCGCGGCCUGGGCACCCCGCCCGCGGCCAUGAUGUCGCACCUCAACGGCCUGCACCACCCGGGACAUGCUCAGUCCCACGGGCCGGUGCUGGCGCCCAGCCGCGAGCGGCCACCCUCGUCCUCGUCUGGCUCGCAGGUGGCUACAUCGGGCCAGCUGGAGGAGAUCAACACCAAAGAGGUGGCCCAGCGCAUCACCGCCGAGCUGAAGCGCUACAGCAUCCCACAGGCGAUCUUCGCGCAGAGGGUGCUGUGCCGGUCUCAGGGGACUCUCUCCGACCUGCUCCGGAACCCAAAACCGUGGAGUAAACUCAAAUCUGGCAGGGAGACCUUUCGCAGGAUGUGGAAGUGGCUGCAGGAGCCCGAGUUCCAGCGCAUGUCCGCCUUACGCCUGGCAGCGUGCAAACGCAAAGAGCAAGAACCAAACAAAGACAGGAACAAUUCCCAGAAGAAAUCCCGUCUGGUGUUCACCGACCUCCAACGCCGAACACUCUUUGCCAUCUUCAAGGAGAACAAACGCCCGUCCAAAGAGAUGCAGAUCACCAUUUCCCAGCAGCUGGGCCUGGAGCUUACGACCGUCAGCAACUUCUUCAUGAACGCCCGGCGCCGCAGCCUGGAGAAAUGGCAGGACGAUCUGAGCACGGGGGGCUCCUCGUCCACCUCCAGCACUUGUACCAAAGCGUGAUGAUGGAAGGACUCUCGGUUGGGCACAGGUCACCUCCAGAUGAGGACAACCGACAUGAAAGAAAACACAAAGGAAAAAGACACCGGAUUCUUAGCUGGGGCCCUUCACUGGUGAUUUGAAAGCACAAUUCUCUUGAAAAGAAACUUCUAUUCUAGCUGUAAUCAUAGGCCAGGUGUUCUUUUUUGUUUUGUUUUUAAUGGCUAUGGAGUCCAAGUGCAAGCUGAAAAUUAAUCUUUUUGAACCGGACAUUGUCCUCUGAGCAUGCUAAGCAUCCCAGAAACCCAAAUGGGGGUCUUCCUGGAGCGAGUUGAUUUCAGUGUGGUGUCAGCCAAGCUCGGGAUCUCUUCAGAUGUCAACAGUCCCACUUCGGGCCCUUUUGCAGUGAGAGUUCCCAUGUGUCAUGGUGGGAAUUUGGCCUGUGUAAGGAUUCUGAGUUUAGGCUCCCAAGAUGCUACCAUGAAAGAGUCUUCUAGCAACAAGAAUGGCCUCAUUUGCUUUCCAAGUGCUUAGCCUCAUCAUACCACAGUUCACAGCCAUAACAUAAAAACAGCAGAAUGAUAAUUACUGAGCACAACUUUUAAAUAUGGAAAUUAAAAAAAAAAAUCCAAGGACCUGUUUUUCCAACUCAGGCAUCGUUCCAUUGAAUGGUUUAGAAAGCUUUAAGUUGAUCCAGUUUACAAUUUUCUUUUCCUUACCUCCUGGAAAUCUCACGUGGUCUUGGAUCCAUCAAAAAAAAAAUAUAUCAGUUCUCUUGAGCUCAACGUAUCAAGCACAACGUAGAUAAACAGAGAAGUAAGGAAGGUUCUGGAUUCACCACAUCUGGAUUUUCAAGACGCUGAUUGUGAAGUCAUUGGGGAAUCGUUGGGAAUAUGGCUUCAAGCACAUUUUGCAGUUUGCUACAAAUUCUGUUUGUACAUAAUGCAGACGCACACUCAGGAGGCCAAUUUAACUGUUACGGUACAUGGAGCAAAUGCAGCAUUUUAAAAGAUCUAGAUUUUUUUAGAUCAUUGAUGUAUCCUUCUCGGUUAUUAGUUACCUGGUUCCUCCUACUGUGCAUUGUAACUACCACAUGAUUCAUUCUCACUGUUUCAGAUUUCGGUUGUUUCCUCAUCCAUCCCAUUGGUAGGGACGUUUUUUCAGUGUUUUCUAGCAAGAAAAAAAAAAGAAGUAAUUCAAACCACCAUAUGUGUUAGUCACGAGGGUCAUCUAGUCCCAAAUCUCUUCCAUUGUCGAAUCAUUCUUGCAAAACAGCUGAGUAAAUCUGGAGAAAACACAGCACACCAAAGAAGCAGAAUACUGCAAACCAAAGACAUUUAUUACUUGCCAUUUUCUAGCCUAAAAAUACUGUGAUUACUUUUAGAAAUCAGAAAACCUCUGCAAUUCCAAAUGGCAUUCAGCUCUUGCAUUUGGCUCACCAUCGGGCUGAGCGGACCGGCUAGCCAAGCCACCCAGGGAGUGGCUUUGCCACUCCAGCUCUGGUUCCUGGCUGUCACCUUCCCACAGCACGCGGAAGAGCGCCCACAGAACUCUGGGAGAUUGCAAAGGUCAUGAUGUGCAUAUUUACCAGUGAAUGGCCCCAGGUGGGCCCCAUGGGGGUGUUCGAAGCAAGCCAAACGCUGCAAUGAUUCUUUACAGACACUUGAGACUGACUUUUUUAUGAAUUACUUAAUCGAAACCAAAGAAACUUUUUCUGCACCUACUUCUGCAACAAACAAAACUGUUCCAUUAAAAUGAAUAAAUACAUGAAUCAGUGAAAAUCACCACCAACAAGAAGGAAGCACGCCAGAAAAAAAAAGAAACAAAAACAAAAAAAAAACAGCGAGACACACUGUGCUUAAACAGACCUCUUGGGACAUUUUUUGGAAGCAGAUUUUGAAGAAAGGGUUGAGACAGGAACAGAUAUAAGGAAGAGCC